AUGACGUUGGAAGAAGGUAAAGCAACGCAUGGAGCAGGAAGACUAUUAGAAGUCAAAGAAAGAAAAUAUGCACGAGAUAUGCAAAUUAAAAGGGAGGCAAAGCUGGCUUUUGAGGCAAUUGCAGAUAAAAAGUGGAGUUUCAUAGUAGUGGAUUUUGAAGCAUAUGAACGAGAUCAUAAAAUCAUAACAGAAGCUGGCAUUACUACUAGAGUGAACGGUCAAUGGCAAUCCUUUCACUAUCGGAUUACUAAUUAUUUGCAUCUGCGCAAUGGUAAAUAUGUUCCUGAUGAAGUAGAUAACUUUCGCUUUGGACAAUCCGUUUUUCUAACGAAGGCUGCACUGCAGAGAAAAUUAGACGAAAUACUUCAGCUUCCGAAUUCAAUUCUAGUUGCUCAUGGAAUUUCUAAUGAAUUGAGAUACUUUCAAAUUUUGGGAGUGGAUAUCCCUCCUAAAGUCAUCAUGUUGGACACCCAAAACAUAUUUUGUUUCUUCAAAGCGUCCAAGCACAAUUCGAAUCUUUCAGAGGUUCAUGUAGGUCUUCGAAGUAUGUUGAAACUUCUGGAAAUACGACCUUUUUGUCUUCAUAAUGCAGGGAAUGAUUCCAAGUAUACCUCUGAUGCUUUACAGCUUAUGGUUGCUGCCUUUGAAGUCUCGAUGUUUCGAGAUAUCGCUACUGAAACUUAG
Molecule: messenger RNA, 684 nt
Organism: Schizosaccharomyces cryophilus OY26
Lineage: Eukaryota; Fungi; Ascomycota; Schizosaccharomycetes; Schizosaccharomycetales; Schizosaccharomycetaceae
Exons: 1
Coding region: 1-684 (227 amino acids)
Cellular component (GO): nucleus
Molecular function (GO): nucleic acid binding
Source: RefSeq, a predicted model, not a curated record